This is a messenger RNA of Linum tenue, 3595 nucleotides long. The record is from the annotation of a GenBank genome assembly. Lineage: Eukaryota; Viridiplantae; Streptophyta; Magnoliopsida; Malpighiales; Linaceae.
CCCACCACCACCUCCACCAGCCAGAAAGCCACACAGCCAAGGCAAGGCAGUUUCCUUUCGGUUCUGAUUUCUGUUCCUAUCUCCGGCAUCGAAUUCCGCCUCCAUUGAUCCUCCGAUGCGGCCGACGUAGGGGGGGGUGGAAGACGACGACGGAUAGGGCCGGAGAUCGUAGCUCCGGCGGCCGGCGAAGCUGCGAGGUGUAAUUAACGGUAAAAAAGAGUGAUACGACGACAGUUGAGAGAGAAUAGUGCUAUAGGUUGAGUGGAGAGAGAGAAGCGGAGGGUGAGAAAACCUUCAUCGGAUCUUGUACGGUUUCUGGUUCGGGGAACAAAGCAAUCGUUUCGUCGGGAAACGGAGAGAGAUGGAGGUGGUGCCGGUGGAGCAAGAGAAGGAGGAGGUAGUGGAAGGCUGGUUGUACGUUGUGCGGUCCAAUCGAAUUGGAUUGCAGUACUCCAGUAAGCGCUACUUCCUUCUCCAAGAUCACAAUCUCAAGAGCUUCAAGUCCGUCCCUACUUCGAAUGACCAGGUCUCCUCUCGUCUCUCUUUCUCUCGCCUUCUCAUCACACUUCUUUUUCUUUCCGUCAUUGUUUUGGAAUUUUACAAGCUAAUGCUGCCGCGAUUUCCAGUUCAUCCUACUUGCUUAUGGCUGCUGGUUCUUGGAAAUCCUUUCUCGCUUGUUACAUUUUUGGCUGGUUGUUAGCUAACUCAAUCUAGAAAUGCACUCGUGUUUGAUUGUUUGGUGUCCAUCGAGGGAAUCGCCAUUAGCAAGGAUUCAUAGUUUGUUACUGGAUUCUGAUGUUUAGGGUUCAGGAUGGUGCUUCGCUGUUAUUUUCUUUUUGGUUCUGCCUUUUGAAGUUAAUGGUGGAUUCCUUGAUUACUGGUUGAUUAAUGAUUUAAGCCUUUUGGUCUAUGAUAAGUAAUCUCUUAGGAUUCCUUGUUUGGGUAUCCCUUUUUGUUCAUGUGGAAGGAGAAGGGACAUGGUGGAACUGUUGCUUUAUUUGGCAGGAAACUUGUGGUGUUAGUUUGCCUUUUGUGUUUGGCAAAAGAACCAAGCGUUACAGUUGAGGAUACAGUUUUCUAUUCUAGUGGGAGGAGUCAUAUUCUGCUUUCUAUCUUAGGAAAACUUUGCUUAAAAUGUAGAAUCUGAGUUUGGGUGGACUGGAUAUGGAAUUAUCAGGGUGUUGGAUCCUCUUAGAAGUGCUAUCAUAGAUUCGUGUAUUCGAGUGACAGACAACGGAAGAGAGAAUGUUAAUAGAAGAGUUCUCUUCAUAUUUACGCUGUUCAACACUUCAAAUCACAGCGAUCAACUUAAGUUGGGAGCCAGCAGUCCUGAGGAAGCAGCAAAAUGGAUUCACUCAUUUCAAGGAGCUGCUGUGAAGGGUGGUCAUAAUAUUGUAGGUUGUUCUAGGAACACCUGGCAGUCCUUCAGAUUGACUGAUUCUCGAAGAGUACAGCAGUGUAGAUCGAUAGAUUGGACUCUUUGUUCCACUUCAGCCACACAUACUGAUCCAGUUAAUGAUGUGAUUGCACCUUCAUCGUGGACAAUUUUCGGAUGUCAAAAUGGUUUACGUCUCUUUAAAGAAACAAAAGACAGGGAUUCUCAUGGUAAGUGGGAUGAUCAUCCUGCAAUAAUGGCUGUUGGUGUGGUUGAUGGAGCAUCAGAAUCCAUAUUCCAAACUCUCAUGUCUCUUGGUCCCACAAGAUCAGAAUGGGACUUCUGUUUCCACAAAGGAAGUGUGGUUGAGCACCUUGAUGGCCAUACUGAUAUCAUUCACAAGCAGUUGUACCGUGACUGGCUACCUUGGGGAAUGAAAAGAAGAGAUCUUCUGCUGCGGAGGUACUGGCGGAGGGAGGACGAUGGAACGUAUGUUAUUCUCUACCACUCUGUAUUUCACAAGAAGUGUCCCCUGCAGAAAGGCUAUGUCCGUGCUUGCCUUAAAAGUGGUGGAUAUGUCAUUUCUCCCCUGAACCAAGGAAAACGAUCUGUGGUAAAACACAUGCUUGCAAUUGACUGGAAAUUCUGGAGAUCAUACAUAAAAACUUCUGCAGCCAGAUCUAUUACCAUCAGAAUGCUAGGAAGAAUUGCUGCACUAAGGGAGUUGUUCAAGGCAAAACUAGGACCCUGUGCCCCAGAGUUUUCAUCAGGAGAGUUGACAGGUAGCGGAUUGAACCGGGCUGUCCUGGACGUGGGAACUGAUGAUACUGAAAUGAUAACCAAUGAUGACGUCAAGGCAAACAAGUGUCUGGGUGAUGAAGCAGAUAACGCUCCAUCGGGGCGUGCAAGCUUAGGAGGCCUUAAUGAUUCUGCUGCUGAUGAGUUUUUUGAUGUUCCAGAACCCUCUGAUAGUGAAUGCUGGAGUUACGACUUUGGUUCAGAAGGGCACUCUCAGGAUAUGCGUCAACCUAAGAUAUCUACUGCAGCCGUUUUCGUGAGGAAAUUGCAUGAUCUUGCAGUUCAAAAGAGGGGAUAUGUGGACUUACAAGACUUGGUUAGAGAAGACAAUCUAUCCUACUGCUAUGGGACCACUCUUCCUAAAGAUCAAACAUAUACAAUGCUCUCCAGCUGGGCAAUGACUGAUCCUUCAACCUUUUUGAUCCGCGGAAAAAAUUAUCUCCAAGACCAGAAGAAGAUCAAGGCAAGGGGUACUUUGAUGGAGAUGGUUGCUGCAGAUUGGGUUAAAUCUGACAAACGAGAAGAUGAUUUAGCUGGCCGUCCUGGGAGCAUUGUUCAGAAAUAUGCGGCACAAGGCGGGCCAGAGUUCUUCUUGAUUAUAAACAUUCAAGUGCCAGGUUCGACGACAUAUAGCCUUGCAUUGUACUUCAUGAUGAACACGCCUUUGGAAGAUUCGCCAUUGCUACAGAGCUUUGUAAAUGGGGAUGAUGCAUUCAGGAACUCAAGAUUUAAGCUUAUUCCUUACAUAUCCAAGGGUUCCUGGAUAGUGAAACAGAGUGUUGGAAAGAAAGCAUGCCUAAUUGGCCAAGCACUGGAAAUGAACUAUUUCCGGGGGAAGAACUACCUCGAGCUUGGAGUGGACAUAGGGUCAUCAACAGUUGCAAGAGGCGUGGUCAGUCUUGUUCUGGGCUACCUUAGCAAUCUGGUCAUCGAAAUGGCUUUCCUUGUUCAGGCUAACACGGAAGAGGAACUGCCGGAGUAUCUGCUGGGGACGUGCCGAUUGAACCAUCUGGACGCGUCGAAAGCUGUUUCGUUGAAACAAUGACAGACAAACAGUUCAGGAGCAAGCAACCCCCACAGAGCAACAAUUUGGAAGCACAAGUAAACUCUGAAUUCAUUAUAAAGGAAACCGUUGUGACUGAUUCUUUCAUUGAAUCCCCCGAUUUGAGAUUUGAUAUGCUUUGGGCUUUUGCUCAAUUUGUGAUUGUUUGUGUAUAUAGAUAUAGAUUCUCCAUCAUUAUAUUUGUAUCAUCUGAGCUUGAUACCAACAAGAUUCCUUAUUUUCUAGCUCCUCUUUCCUGAAAGCAUGACAAGUAUUGGCAUGAUCACAAACAGAAACGAUCACCACAACUCAGACAUGACCGAACCAAUAUCGAUUCGCAAACUUUGUAAUCUGUCCUAAAAUUAUGUAAUCCUAAACGA